This is a messenger RNA of Mya arenaria, 6315 nucleotides long. RefSeq names its product rab3 GTPase-activating protein non-catalytic subunit-like. The transcript has 33 exons. Bases 158 to 4375 code for a protein of 1405 amino acids. The record is from RefSeq and is a predicted model, not a curated record. Gene Ontology annotation, biological process: regulation of GTPase activity. NCBI's taxonomy places the organism in Eukaryota, Metazoa, Mollusca, Bivalvia, Myida, Myidae.
CGACGAAUUCUAUUUUUCCACAUUUUCUCUUUAAUUUGGUGUUUACACCAAAGAUUUAUGCCUUACUCUUAAUAUAAUUAAUUUAAUCGUUGAAACACUCGAUAUUUUGUAUGAUGUUUGGGCAUUUUACGAGUUGAUCGUCUACAUAGCCAACAUUAUGUCAUGUCAUUUGCUUCCAUGCAUUCAGCUGAUUGAUGUUUGUGGACUCCAGGAAUACUUAUUUCCAGAUCUUAGAGGCUCAAUAAAAUCAAAUGUGAAACAGAAAAACAAAGAUACUGCAGAAAAGGAAGAGGCAGAUGGCUGGGAUGAGGACUGGGAUGAUUGGGAAGAGGAUGCCGAAGAAGGGUCAAGGGAAACAACUCCGGACACUGAUCAGGAAGGGGAGGCAACUUCAGAGGCCCACCGCUGGCUCCAGGAAUGUCUUGUAUCAGUUUCACCAGCAGCUGAUCUCAUAGCUGUCGCCAGGAAAGACAAAUUGGUGCUUCUGUCACCAAAGUACAAUGCUGACAGCCGAAAUGAAGAGGUGAUGUCACAGUACCAUACUGUCUGGUCAGGCUCAGUGGUUCAUAAUUCAGAGGAACAGGUGACAGCAGUUAUGUGCCUUCCUCUUGCCUCCCAGAAGAGAAGCACCCAGGGCGGGCCAGACUGGACAUGUGUGCUGUUGGGCUUCUCCAGUGGUUUCCUCAGAUUCUAUACAGAGACUGGAACCCUGCUUCUGUCCCAGAAAUUGCAUAAUGAACCAGUCCAGAAGUUGAAAUGUAACACAUACACACCCAAACGAUACCUCGGUAUUGCUGAACAGCAUGAAGAGUUGGUGAUUCUGUACAAGCGUGUGCUGGUCACCAUAGACGGCUUCAGUCUCUACCAGGCAUUGAAGGCCUGCAGGAACCAAGUCGCUAGAGCAACAGCAAGUGGUGAGACUAGCCUGCAGCCUCCACCCCUGGCGUACAAGAAGUGGGCCCCUCAAGACAUGGAGUCUGUCAGUGAUACACACACCACAGGAAUGCACACCCCAAACCCCUUUGACCAGAUGGUUUUAGCAUCAUUGAACUCCCACACAAGUGCUAUACGGACCAACCCUCCUGCUGCCUCCAUCUACCUGAUGGUUGGGGUUGGGCCUUACACAGGAUUCUUUUAUGCCAUUGAGGGUAGCAGUCAACCCAUACUGUCUGAGGUGGCAUUUGCAGUUGCCAGUAAACUCAAGUCUGCUAUCAUGUCGGCUGCCAGUGGCUGGUUGACAUUUGGUUCAAAGAGCAAGGCUGAGGGUGCUGGGGAGAAGCAACCAAAGAUCGAACCUGCCACUCCACUGCCCCUAAAGUUCGGCUUGCCUGAUCAGCGAAGGGCAGGACUAUGUGUAAGUCUGUCUCCGAACAACACCUACGCUGCCACCACAGACAGUUUCGGUAGGGUAAUACUCAUAGAUGUCGCUCAAGGUGUCGCUGCAAGGAUGUGGAAAGGUUACCGUGAUGCCCAGGUGGGGUGGGUGGAGGUAAGGGAGGAGGAAGGUCCCCAUUCUGCCAGCAGACAGUCCCGUAGUGCUCAGUUCCUUGUUAUUUAUGCUGCUCGCAGGGGUAUACUUGAGAUAUGGUUGGCGGGGAACGGCCCACGUGUGGCAGCCUUCAAUGUGAGCAAACACUGUCAGCUUGUGUCUAUAUCGCACGGGAUUCUCGGGCUUAACAACGUCACAUGCAAGGGCGUGCGUAUCAAGGCUUUCCAGGUUGCCCUCAUUGAGCCGAAUGGUACACUGAAGACAGUACAGGUGCCCUUUCACCUGGCUCUAAGUGACAGAAACAAUAAGAGGGUCAGGGACAUGCAUCUGCUCAAGAAACUAAAACAAGUACUCAAGGAGAACACUGAACAGUCAGAAUCGCUCAAUGCGCAAGUAAGAGACCUUCUCCUGAACAUACGGAUACCCAGUAUUGCUCAACAGGGUGUGGACAAAGUUCUAAACACAUCAUAUCUCGACCCAGAUUUCAUGGAAGGCAUCCUAAAAGCCUGUACGAAAAGACUCAAAGUUGCAGGAGAGGAUGAGGGGAAUAUAGAGCGACGCCUGUUUCUGCAGUACUGCCACCUGCAGGAGACACUUAUCCACACAUAUCGCGAGAUCAGACAUCUGAAGUCAUCCAAAGCUGCACCUACAACUGACACACAGAGCCUAGCUGACUUGCUCGGCCUGCAGGAGAGUGAGGCAGAGCACCUGUCAUCCCUGGUGGACCGUUACCUCGGUGUUGCUGGGGCCGGCAGGUCCGGUGCCCAUGUGCAUUUCCAGGAUGAUAUGGUGACCAGUGCGGCAACGUUCCUUGCAUGUUUUACAUGUACACCCCAUACAACAGAUACAGGUUCUGCUGGGGCCAUAAGCCUGUCUAAAGAUCUUCCAGAUGAGAAGAAGUUAGAACUAGGUAGUUUCCUGUUUGAGAGCUGCGUCAAGUACCAGGGUUCCCCAAGUGAUGUGUGUGCUGUGAUCAAAAAUAGCGGAGUCCCUCUCACAGAUAUAGGGCACCUGUUAAUGUGGACCUGGGUGAGUGAAGCAGGCAGGACAGUUGACCAGCUGCCUGGACUUUACAAUCUGCUCAAGAUCAUCUCUUCUAACAUCGAUGCAGAUGUAAUGGCAUCAAGCUCAGAUCAAGAGUCCUCCUGGUGGCAUGGUUUACGAGAAAUGUGUAGCCAUUCUUCCCUCUGCCUCUCAUCCUAUUUGGGCUCUAUGGUUUCCAAGGCUGUUGCCAUGGAAAUGUUGGGACUGGCCCCUAAAACUGAGAAUAGGGACCAGGAUCUUGCGGCAAAGGACCCAGAUGCUGACACUAUAAGUAUGUGUGAAACCCCUUCACCGGUUGUUGAGAAAUCUCCAAGUCCUACUGAGGAAAUGGCAGAAAGCACUCCGGUUGACAUAGAGGCUUGGAAUUUGCUUUGCAAGCAGCUGGAAGAUCUGACUGAUAUAGACUGCUUCCUGAAGCUCAGUUCUUCAGAACAUAUGCAAGUUGUGAACCAGUCAGAAGAAUUGAAAGUAAACGUGGCUGCUAUGCUUGAUGGAGGAAAAGGGUGUAUCAGCGAGAUAGUUGCCCGGCACAUAGCGAGGGUUGGUUACCUGCCACAGGACCUCUACAAACCACUUCAAGAGGAACAAGCAGGUCAAGCCGGGGACAAGACCUACUCUGCCAGUGAACAAGCUGUCCUUGAUGCCAUGGACAGUCUACGGCGGAGAUUCCCUCAUAGUUUGGAGAAUGACACACUAUUCAGUAACUGUUGUUGGGAGUAUGCUGUCCUUUGGAAUAAACUGCCGGAGGAGGUUAAUAAUUUCAAAGUGGCCUUGGACUAUCUUCGUCUAAUCCAGAAUGCCAUGUUACGACAAGGUGUGUGUAGUUUGAUGUGGCACAUGUUUACGGGGAAAAAGUUCCAGGCUACUGCUCAACUCAUGGAGAAAGUUGGAAAGGUCCCAAAGGAUAGACUUUGUCGCAAGGAGAUAGGGAUCAGUGAGGUGCGACUGGGCCUGUUUGUGGGCGGGGUCGUCGACUUCCUGUCCAUUGUCAUGGACGCCAACUGUGAGACGAAUGAAGUGCCUGUCUUCAACCUGGAACAAAUCUGGGCACAGGUGAAAGGCAGUGUAUCCCUUGUGGAACUUGCCAUUGACCAGAAGGGGACCAACUACGGCCUGCUGACUGUAUUUCAUCAGUUGGCAACGCUCAUGCAAGCUGUGAUAACAUUCAACAUGAAACCUGUCAAGGUUCUUUCUCUGUUCGACUCAAAGGGUCGGCAUUCCCUGAGCCAGGAUCUGCACAACCACCCACUGUUACCUAACACCAACAUCGACUCCUCUAUCACCGUACAGAGAAAACAGUUCAUGACCCGAGUGAUAACCCAGGCUGUUAUAAAGAUGCGAGAGUCCUGUCCCCUGACUUCUGCCAUGGAAUCUGGUUCCCCACCCAACACGACAACAUCCAAACUCAGGCUGAGUGAAGCUGGGCGCUGGCCUGAGGUCAUAAUGACUCUGGCAGAUCAGUCUGGACAAGAUGUGGACUACUUCAAGAGGCAUUAUGUCUGUGAGCUCUACUCCGCUGGUUUUGACAGGCUAGCAGACGAGGUGUUGGUGACAGUGAAUGAACGUGAACCACUCGGGACACAACUGCUGACCAUUGCUGGCCAGAGGGUGGCAUACAAACUGUCAGUGAUGGAUGCCCAGAUGGUCGUAGAUCUUAUGUCCAAUGUUAACCCUGCCCUGUCCACUUGGCUCAAGUCUAUGAACUGGGCGCUCCUGCUGCAAGCGGAAGUUGACAAUGCUGACAUUGCAUCCUUGGUACGGCACAGUGUUUCCCUGCUACCGGAGGGACACCAGCAGUAUGAGCUAGCUGCUGCAUUGGACACCCUAACAUGUGUUUUGUGAUACCUCGGAAAAUAGUGGUCUUGCUGCCUCUCUAUGAGCUAGCUUGUUAUGUGUACUCAUAACCCUUGGAUUAGCGGAUGUGACUUGAAUGUACAGUUUAUGCCUGGUGAAAAUGAACUUGAGUCACAUAAAACAGAUCCGAUUGGUUCAUUUGAUCUAUAAUACAGCUUACACUUCCUUUAGUAAAUCAAGUACAGUUUACACUUGGUUAAGUUGAACAUAAGUACAGCUUACCAAGCUUGGUCAAGUUGAUUUUCAGACUUAAAUACCGCUUACGCUUGGUUAAGAUAAUCUUAUAUAUGGCUUACACUUGGUCAAGUUGAUCUUACGUACAGCUAGUACUAGGUAAGGUUUACCUGGCUUAAUCAUGUUUAAGAUUGCACUUAUAUUUGUGCAUGUAUUUUCUAUGUUGACCAUAAAUGAAUACUGAAAUACUUGUACACAUUCUUUAAACCUUUGUCUUUAUGCUCUGCAAACUACCCUUCACCAAAAAAUAUGCAUUUUACCAAAAUGCGCUUAUGUGAAAUGUGCUUAAAAUGCAGAAGAAAUGGACUUUGAAUGCAGAAAAAUGCGCUUAAGUGCACAAAAGUGCUUUUUGUCCGAAAUAAAUAUGCUUUUAGUGAGUAAAUGCGCUUCAGACACAAAAAGUGCACUUUUUUCUAGUUUUAAAUUCACUUGAUGGGAAAGAAUACUCAAUACAGUGCCAAUAUGGCUGUGUUUAAUGCAGAUAAAUGUGCAUUUGAUGCGUUAAAUAUCGUUUCAGUGUGCAGAAUACUAUUAUAUGUAUUGUUAUUCCCAAAAAUAGGUGGCAUGUGGAACACACAUAAUCCAUGUAAGCCACUUGACCUCUACAUAUAUGACUUAGUCUUCUACACUUAUAGCUUACACAUAGCUAUUCUGAAAAUAAUGUGUGAUUUAUGUUUUUUUAUGAGACAGGUUGUAAAGUUAAUAGUCUGCCAGCCUUUGUGAACUUGGCUUUGGUGUGACAUUGAAUGCAAAACUACUCAACAGGUCAAUAUAAUUACUUUUUCUAUAUCCAGAAUUUGAGCGGUAGAAAUGAACUAAGAAAGUUCCUCUCAUUGUAUAUAAUACAUAUGACAUUAAAGUCAGCAACAGUAAGCAUACAGAGAAAAAUGACCAAAUAUUAAAUUAUCAGUCCGUAUUUGGUUUGGCAUCAGAUGUUAUAUAAGGGAACCGUUAGCAGUCUUUUCAUAUCUAGCAUGUCCUUACAAAGGAAAUAAUUAUUAUUUGCGAUGGAAAUUCAGAGAUAACUUGACGUCAUUAGUAUCUCGAGAGCAAUAAAUUGUUGGUGUUUCAAAGCGUUGUUUUCAUGGAAGAAUAAAUGUUAACAUAAUUUGUUUUAUUAUAGAAACGUGUGGCUUUAGAGACAUCUGCUAAUUCUAUACCUGUUUUCACAAAAGUACUCAAGUCGCAAAACUAAUUAAACAAAGACCUUCCAGCUACCAUGCCAUUAACUUAAAACCAACACUUUUUGUUUAUUUGGUAAUUGUUUUGUUUUGUUCUGUAUUUUCUAUGCAAAAUUCUUGCCCUGCAAUUUUCAACUUAUUUUGACUUGUUUUCAUAUGUUCAUAAAUAAUAAUUAUAUUGUAAAACAUGACCAGAAUUUACAGUAUGAAACUGUUUUUUAUAUGCAUACUGAAUACAAUUUCUUCGUCUUCUAUGCAACGAUAUGAUUGAUGUACAUUUUGCUUUGGAAUUUGUUCAAGAAUGCUUGUUUAAGAAUAUUCAAAGUUCAUCGCAUGCUAGGUGUUUAUUUAUUAUCGCUUUAGGAAUUGAUUCUGUGCAAUAUUUUAUGUUUUAUUUUUGAGUCAAAUAUUAAUGUGGACUAUAAUUGAAAUAAUGAAAUUGUUCUGAUUUUGAAUAAUAAAAAUAUAAUGAAAAUGUUUGUUGAUUGAAAUUGAAAAUAAUAAAGAAAAACU